GCUUACAUUGCCUGUUCCACUGACUGCUAAACAGCACUGGAAAGGCAACCGUAGAUAUAUCUCAACCCGUACUAUUGCACGAGGCGUUCAUCCUUCGACACUCUGGAAGAACCAUUCGUCGGAUGUCGCACGAAGACCUCCGUACCAUACUAUACACAGGUCAUCACCAUGGCGACAGUCUCGUCCUCGACAACAACCACAAGCGCUCCCGAUGCCAACAAUGGCAAGGCUACAGGAAUUCCACCCUCCUCCCUUAGUGUCCUGAAGGAAGCUGUCUUUCAAGUCCUCGAGUCUCACCAUCGCAAAGAUUGUCCAUUCACGAACGACGAAUCGACGUGUGAUGACUCGAUGAAUGAUGAAUCACAAACUAAUGAAAAACAGCAAUGGAAAAAGGACAGCCUAGGAGCCAAGCACAAGGAGAACUCGAUAAUCCCCGGCGUCGUUCGUAUUGGGCCGCUUCCCCUAGGUGAAGGUGGUACUACGAACAUCAGAACCGAUACACCGACAAACGUCAGUGAAACUAGCUCGGAAGACAUUGUAGAAGUUACAAUUUCUGGGAACGAAAACUGGAUGUUCCAGAACCAAGAUAAUCCGGAAGUCUCGGAUCCAGCUUUGGCCUCGUCUCUGACUGCCUUUGCGCAAGCUCUCCGAAUGCAUCCUACUGCCGAAAAGCAGGCCUAUCUUGAUGCUCUGGAACGAUGUCCCGACUUGCUUGCGACAGAAUCGAAUCCAGCGUCGUUUCUAGUGUUUGAAAAGUACAACGUCGGCGCUGCCGUACAGCGUUUUGUCUUAUUUUGGAAAGUGCGGCGGCAUCUCUUUGGCGAGGAUCGCGCAUUUUUGGCCAUGAAUGCUACUGGUAGUGGGGCCCUGGUCGGCUCGGAUCUUGCAAUGCUAGAGACGGGGAUGUUUCGAAUUCUUCCUCGUGACGAGCUUGGUCGAGAAGUGGUGUUCCACAAUCCUACUUUAGUUGAACUAGAUACUAUUGAACGCGUCCGAUGCGCCUUUUACAUUGAUUGCAUGAUUAUGCGUAACGGAAAAUCCUCUACCGAAGGAAUAAGCGUGGUUGUGGCACUUGAUAAAGUGGGGAUGGAGCGUAGCUACGGACGGCCUGCCAUUGCGAAUGUGCUGCGAAAUGCGAUGCCUUUUCGCAUCAACAAGGCACACAUAGUGAAGCUCUUUGACGAUGUCGAAGAUGAGCAGUUUUUCACGAAACGAUUUGUACCAAGAAUUGUUGAAGUAUUUGGUUGCCCACUCGAGAUUCAUGGCCCUCCAGAGGAUCUUUCAGAGGAAACUCCGUACACUUUGUCAAUCUACUACGAUAUGGCGACUCUUCCACUUCUCGUGGGCGGAACUUUGCAGAGUACGGAAACGGAUUGCAUGCAAUUGUUCUACCAGGAACAAGCAAAGUUUUCCACACGAGCUCGCCGCCGAGCGCUUUCAAAGGAUAGCAGGGUCAAAGUAAUUGAAAAUGAAGACCGGAAGAGAAAAGUCAACGCAGUCGCAUCACGACGCAAAAGAAUGCGACGAAAAGAACGCGAAGAUAUGCUACUUUCAACGCGGGAUGAUCUUAUUGAAGAGAAUACUUUGCUAGAAAAAGAGUAUGCGCAUCUCCAAAGAGUAUUGCAGGAAGCACAUCACAUUGUUGCAAUGAUCCAGAACUGUCAAGCAUUGUUUCAACAAAAAUUUCAAAGAAGGUAG
Phaeodactylum tricornutum CCAP 1055/1 is the source of this 1698-nucleotide messenger RNA. RefSeq lists its product with no specific name. Gene Ontology annotation, molecular function: DNA-binding transcription factor activity. The record is from RefSeq and is a predicted model, not a curated record. The transcript has a single exon. Bases 169 to 1698 code for a protein of 509 amino acids. Gene Ontology annotation, biological process: regulation of DNA-templated transcription. Lineage: Eukaryota; Bacillariophyta; Bacillariophyceae; Surirellales; Neidiaceae.